AGUGUCUGGAGCAGGAAGUCAGAGCCGUCGCUCCAUGAGUCCGACGGAGGGUUAUUCAGAGGAUCCGACAAAUAUGACUUUGCUGUGGAAGUUGCUGCUGCAGGAGAGGAGUGUUUCUGGCACUUUGCACACCAGAGUGGAAGCUUCUACCUGUCCUACAUGGUGCAGUGGGUGACGGGGAUAGCCAUCGAUCACCGGCUGUUUGUGACGGUAAACUCACCGCAGGGCGACCUCAUGGUUUCCGAAAACGCCCCCGUCGGUCAAAUGAACUUCCAGACCGAGGUGACAG
Messenger RNA from Notothenia coriiceps (black rockcod), 289 nucleotides. It is a transcript of the gene tmed6, whose product is annotated as transmembrane p24 trafficking protein 6. Lineage: Eukaryota; Metazoa; Chordata; Actinopteri; Perciformes; Nototheniidae. The annotation marks the transcript as partial. The record is from RefSeq and is a predicted model, not a curated record. The transcript is spliced from 2 exons.